This is a messenger RNA of Podospora anserina S mat+, 897 nucleotides long. RefSeq lists its product as uncharacterized. The transcript has 2 exons. The record is from RefSeq and is a predicted model, not a curated record. The coding region runs from base 1 to 897 and encodes 298 amino acids. Lineage: Eukaryota; Fungi; Ascomycota; Sordariomycetes; Sordariales; Podosporaceae.
AUGGUGCCGCAGCGACCCUCAGUCGGGGAUAGCUUUAUAGCCUUGGGCCCUCGACUUCGGUCGUGGAACGAGCAUCUCUGCCCACAUCCACCAACACUGCAACGCGCACGAUUCACCAAGAUGGCUUCCACCAAACCCUUCAUCCGAGUCCGCAAAGCCGAACUGGCCGAUACUGAUGCCAUUGUCCGAAUCCACUACGAAGCCUUUGACGAUGAUGUUAUGAACCAGCUCAUGUAUCCGGGUGGUGCCACAGAAGCCUCGCGGAAAAGGUUCGGGGAGCGGGUUUUUCCCAGACCCCAAUCUGAUGAAGAGCUAGCGAAGAAUGGAGAGACUAUCCUGAACGUUGCUGAAUACUUUCCCGAGGGCCCUGAUGGGCCUGGUGAAGUGGUUGCUUUCUCCAAGUGGGUUCUUCACCGAAACCCUCGGACGGAAGAACAGUGGAAGUCGGAGGACUAUGUGCCCACUGUCGAGAACUUUGGCGAGGGCGCUGAUCUUUCCGUGAUCAAUGCUUUUAUUGGAGAGUUGAACAGGAAGCAGAGGGACCACGCGAAGGGCGAAGCAGCUUUGUUCCUCGGUAUCCUUGCUUGCAGCCCGGACCGACAGCGACUGGGCGCCGGAUCGGCUCUUGUGAAGUGGGGAACCGAUCUUGCCGACAGCCUUAGGCUUCCCACCAGGCUCGAGUCUUCUCCUGUUGGAUAUGCCGUUUACCGGAAGUUUGGGUUCGAGGAUGUGGACGUGUUGGACAUGAAGGUCAAGGAAACAUGGGGCGUCACCAAAGAAGAGGGUCGGUACUGGGGGGAGAACAACGCUGUAGCACUUGCCGGGCCAGUACCCGAGGGUGUGAUGCGGUCUGUUAUCAUGAGGCGGCCUGUCAAGCGUAGAGGUAGUGCUGCAUGA